Molecule: messenger RNA, 2099 nt
Organism: Poecilia latipinna (sailfin molly)
Lineage: Eukaryota; Metazoa; Chordata; Actinopteri; Cyprinodontiformes; Poeciliidae
Gene: traf3ip2a
Product: TRAF3 interacting protein 2a
Exons: 10
Coding region: 166-1389 (407 amino acids)
Biological process (GO): positive regulation of canonical NF-kappaB signal transduction; humoral immune response
Source: RefSeq, a predicted model, not a curated record
UUUUUGUUCUUGUUUUGUAGUUCUGAACACGAGAACUUGUGAGAUUUUCUCCUUCUUUGGGAAACGCACCUGCCUUAGCUUCAAAUCAGUAUUUCUGACCUUUGUACUAGUUUCUGUGUGAUCGCAUUACAUUCCAGCCAGCCUGAACAGCUUCCUGUGAAGAAAAUGGACAGUCUCAAAGGUCCUUGCUCUCAUCGGAGCAUUCCUGUUGAGACGGAUGAGCGGAUGACAGUCUCAGGUAUUGACUUGGCCUCGUUCCCUUCUUGUGACCAGUGUGGCGGACAUGAAGAGAGCAUCAGGAAAGUUGAGAAGCAUGGCUGUGGUAGGGAAGUGUGUGGGGUGGGCCCCGCUAGACUCCCUGAGGGACUGUGUGAGUAUGAAGGAAGAGCAGCUGCUCAGGCUUUUGCUGACUCUCGCUUUAUGCCCCAACAUGCGGCUCACCCAGUAAGACAGAACCAGCCAUUUUACGAACAGGACCCCAGGAAUGAUCAGAGGAGGGGCCUCACAGGCCCUUCAGACUGUUCUUUUGAAGAAGCAGAAUCCUUGGAGCCUCCAUUACCACUCAUGUCAAACAUGAACUGGGUUCACCACAAUGUGCCACAACACCAACCGUGUAUGCCAGGCCUUGCUACAGUACAGAGACAGUAUCACCAACCCGCACCCAAUCACCAGAAGAAUUACUGUCGAUACAAUCAGGACCUUCCACCCCAAAAACAACAGAAUGUCCCACACAGCACUCCUCAGCUUGAAGAGGCUCAAUAUGUUGCUCGAGGUUUAAUGCCUCAGUGCACACCCCCUCCUGCUAAUGUGAUGCGUGAAGUCAGCGUGGGCUGUUCUGCUGCUGCAGGUGCAGGAGCGUUCACUGGAGAGAUCAGGAAGACCAUCAGCUUGCCUGAGGAGAGCAGGAAUGUUUUUAUCACAUAUUCCGUGGACACUGCUGGUGAAAUCAUUAAUUUUGUCGGAUUUUUGACCAGCCAGGGUUUCAAACCAGCUAUUGACAUCUUUGACAAUCCAAUCCGAAGAAUGGGCAUUAAUAAGUGGAUGGAUCGUUACCUGAAUGAUAAAUCAGUGCUCAUCAUCGUGGUCAUCAGCCCCAAGUAUAAGGAAGACGUGGAGGGAGGUGGAGAUGACGACCACGGCCUCCACACCAAGUACAUUCACAACCAGAUUCAAAAUGAGUACAUCCAACAAGGCUGUCUAAACUUCAGACUGGUUCCUGUGCUGUUUCCCAAUGCAACUAAGAGACACGUGCCAAGCUGGCUCCAGAACACCAGGCUCUACCGCUGGCCCCGCGACACCCAGGACCUGCUGCUGCGUCUGCUCAGGGAGGAGCGCUACAUCAUCCCGCAGCGGGGCCCUGACAUCACCCUUACUGUUCGUCCUUUGUGAUGAUGAAAAAAAUUAACUCUUAGAAAAUAGGUUUUCUUCCCAGAAGCCAGACAUAGAGAAUCAAACAAUUUAGUUUGAAUCUUUGUCGUUUGUUCCUCUUUUUUCACGUUUUUGUUGAUUUGAGGUAGCUUCACCUCCAGUAUUUAUUACUCAAGCCAUACUCUUAGAACAGAUGAAAACAGGCACAGGAAAAUCCAAGAACCUAAGCAUUUAAAGUUAUUAUCAUUGAUUAUUGAUAUGCUUGGAAAUAAUUAUUUUUUGACCAGCAGGGGGAAGCAGAAGAAAUUAUACACUCACAUCUGAUUAGUUUACAACAUUCUUUGGUAAACAAUUUUUAAGUUAACCACACAUUCAAAGGUAUCAACAUUUACAAACAUGUAUAUUUCUGUGGAAUCAUGUUUUAUUCCUUUUGUUUAUGAAACAUUUGACCAUUCAGGUACAAGGAAGCUCUCUGAGUAUAAAAACAUCUUUACUGGAACUGUAGCUACGUAGUUAAUUUUCAGCUAUUAAAUUUCCGAGACUUCUCAGAUUACAUAUGCACGUUUAUUAUGUCAUUAUAGAUAACAUCAUUCGUAGAUUUAUCAGCUUCAUUUUACACUCUGUCAAUGUUUGGGAUGAUUGACCAGUAGGUGGCAGUAUGCAUCAAUGAUAACCCUACAAGAACUAAGAAUCGCUUUGCUGUUGUAAUAAAAUCAUGAAUGGAAGCUAAA